Messenger RNA from Haemonchus placei, 579 nucleotides. The record is from the annotation of a GenBank genome assembly. NCBI's taxonomy places the organism in Eukaryota, Metazoa, Nematoda, Chromadorea, Rhabditida, Trichostrongylidae.
AUGUCUCGUAUUUCUUCAAUGGCUUACAAACGGCUCAAGCCGUCAAUUUCGGACGACUCGAAGCCACGUUCCCAAUCGAAUUCUCGUCUCUUCGAUCGAAUUUACCGUCGGGGGAAUUCAUGUCUUCAGGCUUUCGAGCAUACCACCUCCUACGACGAAUCCAUCAGCGGCUAUAUGCGGCGGCAAUUCACCAGCAACGGCGAUCGUUCUAUUCCACUCAGAUACGGCACAAAUCCCCAUCAGAAGUCAGAUGCGGAGUUGUUUUCUGUCGAAGAGGAAAUGCCCAUUAAAGUGCUUAAUGGUGCCCCGGGAUAUAUCAACAUUCUGGAUGCCCUCAAUGGUUGGCAACUGGUCAAGGAACUCUCUGAAGCAACCGGCUUACCUGCUGCAGCUUCUUUCAAGCACGUCUCACCAGCGGGAGCAGCUAUCGGUCUACCACUAAACGAGUCCGAAGCGCAAUCGUGCAUGGUCGCCGAUCUGCCGCUUGACACCAGAAAGCCGUCGUUAGCGGCAGCCUAUGCAAGAGCUAGAGGUGAGCUNAAGAGCUUAAGGAAGUCUGCAAAGACGAACUUCAUCGAU